AUGACCCAAAUUUCGGCCGGCCUUUUCCCCUACUCAUCCUUCAGCCUCCAAUCAAAGGAUUCCCUUGAUCUUUGCCUUUUCCGUGAGUAUGAUUUUUUGCAUAUAUGUUUGAUUGAACAACAUUCCGUAAAAAAAUUGAAAAAAACGGAAAAUCUCGAAUUUAGUUCAUUUUACCGAUACGUGUCUCCUUUUUGUUUGUUCUGGCUUCUGCGGAAUCAAUCAAUCAUGGAACUUUUUCCAGUCAGCCAAGAAAUCGAUCCAAUUUUUGAAAAAAAUAUAAUGGUUAUCGAUUUUUUUAAUAAUCGGUUUAGCAAGCAUUUUUUUCUCUUAAAAAAAUGAUUUAUUUUUGAAAUAAUUUCUCAGCGCUUUUUUUGAAUUUUAUUUUCAACCAUCCAAUUGAAAAAAAUUAAGCAACAUGCAAUUCAAAAUUUUCACUGAAUAAACAUUAUUUUUUUCUAGAAAAGGAGUUUUUUUCCACCCUUUCCGCUGUCAGAAACGGCCAGUCAAGGUUGAAAAAAAAGUAAAGAUUAAUAUUGAAAACUCUGAUAAAUUCUUUUUUUAUUGAUUUUUUUCCAGGAAUGCCGAUAAGUGAGAGUGACCAGGAAGCUAUAAAGAAACUUCGCGAAUUGGUAAAAGAUCAGGUAUUUUUUGAUCUUUUUCUAAAGGUUUCAUGGAAAAAAAGAAAAAAAGAAUUAUAAAAUGUCAAGAAGUUUUUCUUUUUUUUUCUGAACCUGAAAACCUCAUUUUCAUUUUUUUCAAGCAUUUUAGGAAAGAUAUGAAAAUCCUGAUCAGUUUUUCUCGUUUAAAAGUCGAAAUUUCAUGUAUUUUCUCAGUUGACACCGUACUACGACACGGAUUUCAACCUACUCCGAUGGCUCAAAGGACACGACUAUAAUUAUGACGUCAUCAAGCCUAAGCUCUUGAACCACUUGUUAUUCCGAAAAUCCGAUUGGGACUUGGACCAUUUGGCCGACAAACCGAGGGAUCAUCCGGUUCACAAUCAUUGGAAGGUAUUUGGAAAAUAUAUUCGAAUAUAUGGAUUUUUUUUGGCUUUUUUUUGGCUUUUAAUGACCUAAAUCAUUAUUCAUCUUUCCUUCAUCAAAAGUACCUUGUCCAGCAAGCUAUCGAUUGAAAACUGAAAAAAUCGAACUUUUUUUUAGCAAUUUUUUUUUCUAUCAUAAAUAGCCCUGAAAAAAUCAUCUUCAUUUUUAUCUUUUUCAGUAAUAAAUCACUAAAUCUUCAGUCCGGCCUCACCGGAGUCGCUGAGAAAACUCCAAACACCAUCGUAAAUAUUGAGCAAACGGGAGCCAAUGACUACUGGGGGAUGCUCAAUUCCUAUCCGAUCAAUGAAAUUUUGAGGUAAAGCUUGUUUUUCAACAUUUUAUUUCGUUUUUCGGGAACUUCAGAGCUCGGGUACACGACCUCGAAAGUAUGCUUAGGGCUGUGAUGGAGCUGGAAGCGAGAACAGGUUUGUUUUGAAAAACGCUUAAAAGCUGAAAAAUUCAUUUUGUUUUAUAUUAUUGAUAGAGUACGAUUAAACUGUACUUUUUCGACUUUUUGAAAUUCUCUCGCUUAGUUAAGUUUUUUUAGUUUUUUUGGUCACGUUCCUUUUUUUUAAUUUUAAGCACUUCUCAGCGUCGUCAAAAAUGCCGCCGCGCUCAAGUAGUUUCGGGUCGGGCGAAUCUUUUGCAACGGACCGCAACACUUUGAGCCAUUCAACGUGCGGUCUUUUUCGCAAAAAUUUAGAAAACUAUUUUUUUAAAGAGUGUUUCUUUGAAUUUUUUUAACUUUCGGAUCAAAAAAAGUCUUUGAAGAAGUUUUUUUCUGAAAUGAACUUUUUCAUGUUCAAUUUCUAUACAAAAAUUUUUUUCUAUUCAAUUUUCAAAAAAAUCUUCAGGAGAACAAUGCUCAGUAAUCUACGUGAUGGACUUGACUGGCCUCAAAAUGGACCGAAAAUUGACGACCCUGGUUUCAGGUUCAUUUUUAAACGAAUUUUUCGCAAAUUUUUAAGAUUUUCAGGAGGAUUAGCCUCAAUUUCGGCUUUCAUGGCUGAACAUUAUGUCGAAAUGGUUCACAGUUUUGUGCUGGUCAAUGUUCCGUCGUUCAUUCACGCCGUUUGGUUUGAUUUUUCCGAUUUUCAUGAACAUUCAUAUUAUUUUUAGGACGAUUGCUAGACCACUUUUACCAGAGAAAACUCGAAAUAAGGUAAUUUGAAACUCGAAAUUCAAUUAAUAAUGUGUGAGAUUUAAGGUCAACAUAAUGGGAUCCAACUGGAAGGCCGAUAUUUUGAAAUUGGCCCAUGGGGAUUGUCUUCCUACUUAUUGGAAUGAGGAAGGAAAUAGAGAGGUGAGGGAUCGCUUGAGUGAUUUUUUCUGGAAGGGACAAAUUGAGAAGCGUAAAGUGUGUCUUUAAGUGAUCACUUCAUUAUCUUCAUAGUUUGAGAUUCUGGAAGUUUUGAAGCUUUCAUUUAUUUUUCAAGAAAGUUGUUGAGCCACUUCGGGCAUAACUUUUUUAGUAAAAUUAUAACCCCUUCAGGGACCACUCGGAAAAUUUUGAGAAGCCUUUUAAGGUUCAAAGAAGGCUGCAACUUUUUGAGUGGUCACUUAAGUAAUCUGUAAUUUUUCUCUUCAAAAAUUCGGGUUUUCGUUAAACUUCCUGAUAAAGUUUUGUUGAAGCAAGUUUUCAUAAUUUCUUUCCUCAAUUGUAACAUUAUAUAUUUUUAAAAAUUAAAAUUUUUCGAAUUUCAAUUAUUUCUAGUAUAUGAAUCUGUUAAUAAUUCAAAUUUUUGAGCCUUUCCACGCUCCGAUCGAACGAUGUGUGCCGUUCCCAACAGAAGGAUACUACAAGGGAACUGUUCCGAGUGAUAGCAAAAUUUUAUCAGUUGGUCCAGGGAAGACGGACUACGUUGAUGUGGAUGUUAAGGAGGUGGGGUACUAGAAAAAAAGUGAGAAAAACGAGAGAUUAGCAACGACUUGAAGAGACGGCAGAGAAACAGGAACUCUCUUUCUCUGACGUCUCUUCAGGCGAUCGUUAUCUCUCGCUUUUGCUUGUACGAUCUUUUUUAAAGCUCUUUCAUCAUCAGAAUCUGAAAAGAGCAAAGUUUUUCAUUGAUAUUUGCCAGGAAUCUCUAUAAUUCAAUGUGUUCCAAUAAAAGGCGAGUUCUGAGAAUCUGAAUUUCUGACUUUUAAAUGAAAAAGGCUCAAAAUAUUAUUCCAAAAAGAUUCAAAAAAAAUUUUAAAAUAUGCAACAUUUUUUUUUCCAGGGCCAGAAACUUUCCUGGGAGAUCCAUGCAAACGGACAUUUCGCUUUUGUCAUUUACAAAGUUGAGGAUGGAGUGGAAAACGAGAACUUGGCCAGAGUUUAUCCCUUGUUCAGCGUAAGUCUAAAUUCAUUUUUGAAAGCCAUUUUUUUCCAUUCUCAACUGUCUGUAUGCAUUCAAUGAAUCAUCACCUGUUUAUUAAGUUAAUUAUCUUUUUGUCCAAUUAUUUAGUAAAAGUACUUGUGGAUUGAAAAGGCUAUUAAAUUGAGGUGGAAUAAUUAUUUUAAUUAAAUGAGAUUAAUCAUGAAGGGAUUCCGUGAGAAACAGUAGGCUCCGCCUUGGCUUCUGGUCGCAUGGAGAAUGGCUCUCUCUGCACCAGAUCUCCUAGAUUCAUACUUAAGAAUAAUUCAGAAGAUCGAAGAGCGUUAAGAGGUUGAGUUAGAGCUGAAGAAGAAGCAUAGUUCGAAGCGCAAGUCAUGAAAUGUCGGGCGCAAUCAUUUUCUUGAGAUCACAACCUUUUCGUCGCAUUUAGUAUGGCUCAAUUGGUUGCGGUUUAAGCUGAAACUUCAAAAUAUUGUGUUUGGAUCUCAGUUGAAGUCCUUUUGUGGUCGACCGCACUUUCUUAUUAAUUUUCGCGCAUUCAGCCAUUCUCAGUGCGACCCAUCUUUUUCAAGACCAGAAGAAUCAGCCUUUGAAAAUUUUCAUAUAGUCAGUUCAGAUUUUUAAUGUGCAAUGACGUCAUUCAAAAACACUCUGUGUAUGGCUCGCUCUCUGAUUGGUUUAUCGCACCAUUAGGGGCGGAGCUUGAGCGACGACUUGACGUUCAAAAUCUGAACAGACUAUCAAAUUUCUUUAGCAACUUUCUGGUCUUUAAUACAACUUUCUCUUAUUUUUCUCCAUUUUCAGAAAAUCCCAGGACCAACUCUUGUCCCCUGUGUGGAUAACUUGAUCUGCCGACAUAAUGGUGACAUUUUUAUCCAAUUCAUUUUUUUUCCCAAUUCCAAAACCUGAAAUUCCAGGUAAAUACCGAUUAUGGUUCGGCAAUCAGCACGCGUGGUUCCACACGUUGAAAAUCAACUAUUCUCUGAAAAUUGAAUAA
Molecule: messenger RNA, 4358 nt
Organism: Caenorhabditis auriculariae
Lineage: Eukaryota; Metazoa; Nematoda; Chromadorea; Rhabditida; Rhabditidae
Source: the annotation of a GenBank genome assembly